GUGCUUCAGUUUUCUUUGUUUGCUCACUUUAGAAUCGAAUAUUAGUUGUGUGCUGUGUUGGGUCUGUAAAGGCAAGCAAACCUUGACUUUCCCCUCCAACGAAUCCAAACUCUGCUUGCUACCGGAGGGACAUCCACUCUCAUUUUCAACAUCUCUUUUCAUAAUUACAAUUCUUCUAUAUUAAACAAUAUUAUGACUGCGUAUGUAUAUGCUUAGUCACAUAGAUACAUGUGUGAUUCAAUUAAGACUUAAUAAGAUUUAGCUGAUGAAACAGUGGUAGGCUAGCACAUGCAAUGAAAUGAAUGGCUUCAUGCCAUAUACUUACCACCCAACAAAUAAUGCCCCAAACUUUACAGCACAAUACAUAUACUCUAAUCCACUCCCACCAAAUUAAGCCAUUCUUAUCAUGUCUCCUACCAGAGAAGCUGCAGCCACAGUGAUACCGUUGAAGAAGACUACUUCAUUUUCCCUGAAUCAAUUCCCAACCUCUCCUCCUCUUACAUUCGGAGAACCAUUACUCCACUCCGGUCACCCACAACACCCUCUGUAUCCGGUGCAGAUGUCGGACCUCUUUACCUGCUCCGGCUGCAAGGAGUACGGUUCAGGAAAGCGAUUCAUUUGUCAACAAUGUGAGUUUCAGCUGCAUGACUUCUGCGCCACGGCUCCUCAACAUCUCAAAGCACAUCCUCUCCAUAUGCACCACCUUCUUUCCUUCUCUUCCAAGCCAGUAAAAGGUGGCAUCUUGAAAUCAAAAUGUGAUGUUUGUGGGAAGUCUGGGAAAGGGUACAUGUUCAGAUGCAAGGCGUGCAGUUAUCAGAUGCACCCUUGUUGUGCUAUGUUAUCCAACCAAAUCAACAUCUCUGCACAUCCACACCCGCUCAAAAUUCUUCCUGCAAUAUCCAAUGGGGAUCCUCCUGGUUUUGUGUGCGGGGAAUGCAAUAGGGCCAAGAGAUCUGGUCGAGUCUUCGGCUGCACAUCGUGUGAGUAUCAUCUGCAUGCUGUUUGCGCAAAGAAUAUGGUAAAUGGUGUUCAAGCAAACGGAUAUAAAGGCGUGGAAAAGCCCAGUAUGUUUGGAACUGCAGCUCGGUUUGCUUCACAGGUCAUUAUUGAAUUCAUCGGAGGGAUUAUAGAAGGGAUUGGCGAAGGUGUCGGAGAAGCCUUUGUUCAAAGUAUUGCUAGGGGAAGAAGAUCUACACGAAGACUCCCAACUCCAUCCCAAUGAUUGAUUUCAGACUUAUUUAUUAUAGCUUAGCUGAUGGGAUUUUGGCCUAAGCCAUGUUGUGUAAUAAACCGCUGUAUAUCUAGACCAAACUUGUCGAUUGAGUCACCUCUAUUUUUUAUAUCAACAGAAUUGUCCAAGCUUAUAUUCAACAACAGUAAAGCAUUCUGCCCUAA
Messenger RNA from Mercurialis annua (annual mercury), 1395 nucleotides. RefSeq names its product protein VACUOLELESS GAMETOPHYTES. Lineage: Eukaryota; Viridiplantae; Streptophyta; Magnoliopsida; Malpighiales; Euphorbiaceae. Bases 407 to 1222 code for a protein of 271 amino acids. The transcript is spliced from 2 exons. The record is from RefSeq and is a predicted model, not a curated record.